Molecule: messenger RNA, 2547 nt
Organism: Oryza brachyantha (malo sina)
Lineage: Eukaryota; Viridiplantae; Streptophyta; Magnoliopsida; Poales; Poaceae
Exons: 21
Coding region: 158-2347 (729 amino acids)
Cellular component (GO): plasma membrane
Source: RefSeq, a predicted model, not a curated record
ACGUGUGGAUCUAGUAAAUUAUAAGCGUGAAUUGAAAGAUGAGACGAGAGAGAAGGGAAGCUCCGAUCCGUUGGUUCGUCUGGGCCAACAAAGAGGAUCGAAGAAAGAGCAGAGCUGGGGUUCGGCCAGCCUUCUAGGGUUCCUCCAAUCCAUCUCCAUGGCCGACGCCGAUGAGCUUGGCAGGAGGCUCGCCGCCGUCGCCGUCUCGGACUCCGACAACCUCUUCCAGGUGAUGCGCGCCGUGGAGGACGCCGAGGCCACCAUUCGGCAGCAGCUGGAGGAGAACAGCCGCCUCAAGGACGAGCUGAUGCUCAAGACGCGAGAGCUUGACAGAAUCAGGUCAGAGGCAGAGGCUCCCUUUGCUCAGGAUCGCGCCAUUUCGACCUCUCCCCAUGCCAUCUCUACUUGGACUCCCUCGUCACUCAAUUCCAGGGCCGCUCUACCUCAUCACCACAACAAUGGACUCUUCGACCCAAUGCUGCAGGACCAGUCUAUUCGGAAACUAUCUGGGGAGCAGAGUGCGCCUGACAGUGCUGUGCCGUCGCACCUCUCCACUCCGUCAUCUCGCUCCCUCUCGCCAACUAGGCAUCGCAAAGAAGGAGACUAUGAUUCUAAGUUCAAUUUAGCCGGACAGGCCUUAUUGCCUCUUUCAGAGACGAAUUCAAACAUCAUCUGGAAACAGGAUCUUCUUGCUAAGGUUAAAGAACAUGAAGAAGAGAUUGCACAGUUGAGAAGGCAUCUUACUGACUACUCAGUGAAGGAAGCACAAAUACUCAACGAGAAACAUGUUUUGGAAAAACGCAUUGCAUACAUGCGCAUGGCAUUUGAUCAGCAGCAACAAGAUUUGGUUGACGCUGCAUCAAAAGCUUUAUCCUACAGACAAGACAUUAUUGAAGAAAAUAUCCGUCUCACAUAUGCCUUACAGGCAGCGCAUCAGGAGAGAUCCACUUUUGUGUCUUCGUUAUUGCCUCUUUUGACAGAAUAUAACCUGCAACCUUCUGUUCUUGAUGCUCAAUCUAUUGUUAGCAGUCUGAAGGUUCUGUUUAAGCAUUUGCAAGAGAAACUUGCUAUUACUGAGGAGAAACUAAAAGAAUCACAAUACCAACUUACUCCUUGGCGAGCCGAAUCUUCAAACAGUACCAAUGUUCCUGUACAGUCACCUUCUCAUCCUCCUGGAAAUGCUUUGGUUACCACUAGCAAAGCCAACCUUGACAUUGUGGCCCAGCAAGCAUAUUCUCAUGUACAAUCUCCUAUGUCUUCCCCUGUUCGUGCUAGACGUGAUUGGGAUUUGCUGGGGAAUGAGAACCAUCAGACUAUCGCAAGUGAGGUCGCUGCAGUAAAUACAGAGCACGAUAAUAUUGGAAUCACCUCUCCCUCAAGCAGCAACCAAGUUAAGAAGGAUGUUGUAGCUCAAGCAACUGAACAUGAUUCUCGUGCUGUACGAUUUAAUUUUGAAUCGAAGAGUCAGAAUCCGUCAUUCAAGGACCUCGUCAGGAGUGACGCCCCAGAAAAUCUGGAGGGAACUGAAACCCAUAUUUCACAAGAACCUCCUGCGCAAUGGGGUCCUGAGGGCUCACCUAAUUUGGCAUCUGGUCUUGAUGAUGCAAAUCCACCAUACCCUUAUCUUCCUACUGUCCUUGAAGAGCCUAGUUCUUCUUUCUCUGAAGCUGCAGAUGAUGACCCACUACCAGCCAUAGAAGGGCUACGAAUCACUGGUGAAGCUUUUCCUGGAAGAGAACUUCAAGCAAGUGGGUACUCUAUCAAUGGGACGACAAGCUGUAAUUUUGAGUGGGUACGGCAUUUGGAGGAUGGAUCAGUAAAUUACAUAGAAGGUGCAAAGCAACCUUCAUACUUAGUUACUGCUGAUGAUGUGGAUUCUUUACUAGCCAUUGAAGUCCAGCCUCUAGAUGACCGGAAAAGAAAGGGGGAGAUCGUGAAGGUUUAUGCUAAUGAACAAAAAAAGAUUACUUGUGAUCCUGAAACAAAGGAGCUCAUCAAGAAAAUUCUUUCAACUGGGCAUGUAUCUUAUGAAGUUCUGCUGCCUGUUAGAUUUUUAGAUAUGUGGGAACCAGCUGUAUUGGCAAUAAAGAGGGAAGGUUACAGCAUUAAGUGCAAUGGCCAGCGUGGUGUUAUUAUUACAGAAAAAUUCCAGCAAGCCACUGCAAUCAGCAUUCCAUAUGGACGUCCUACUGAAUUUUCUAUACUGGCUGCUGAUGGUGCUGAGUACAAUCUCAAGCCUGCAGAGAAUGCACCAUCACGAGAUAUCAUUGUUCUAAUCUUGAGGCUGUUCAGAAUGAAGGCAGUUGAGAAGAGUAAAGGAAGAAGGAAGGGCAUAUUCUUCAAGUAGAUUGUUGGUGGCAGUUUGUAGUUCCAUUGUAUUUUCUUGUAGUAUUGUAUGUAGAGGAUUAGAGUUGGGGUUGCUGUUUGUAAAGGAUUCGUCAUUCGUUUCAUUGAUAGGCUCAAAUUUUGUUGUAAAGCGCAAGGAGAAGCAAACAACAGAAUACUGCAUCGGCAAUUUGGCAUGGCAAGUGAGGUUGAAUUUGUAUG